ACCUCGCACCCGCUCCUCCUGCUCUCGACGCGGUACGACCCGGUGACGCCGCUGUCGCAGGCGCGCCGGGUGAACGCGCGGUUCGGCGGCUCUCGGCUGCUCGUGCAGGAGGGGCACGGGCACUGCUCGGUGUCGAGCCCGAGCGUGUGCAAGGCCAAGGUCGUGCGCGCGUACUUUGAGAACGGGACGCUGCCGGGGAAGGGGGCGACGUGCGAGCCGGAC
Molecule: messenger RNA, 222 nt
Organism: Epithele typhae
Lineage: Eukaryota; Fungi; Basidiomycota; Agaricomycetes; Polyporales; Epitheliaceae
Product: peptidase S33 tripeptidyl aminopeptidase-like protein
Exons: 1
Source: RefSeq, a predicted model, not a curated record